AUGGCGAUGUGGAUGAAUUUUUUAAAUCUAAAAUGCGUUGAUGCUGUAACUGGCAUGAGUUUUGUUUCUGCGCACCCUAUAACAAAGACUGACACACGUAAACCAUCUGUGCGCAGAUUGGGACCUCCUAAGGAAUUCAUCAACGUUUGCCUCGAGACGCACAAUUUGUACCGCACGAGGCAUGGAGUGCCUCCACUUCGUCUCAAUAAACAGCUAUGUAAAACAAGCCAAGACUGGGCCAACAUACUAGCGGCUAGGGGUAGAUUAGAACACAGGGCGAACAUAGACUACGGCGAAAAUUUGUACUGCAUGUGGAGCUCCAAUCCGAAGACUAUUGUGGGCGGUGAUGAGCCUGUAAACGAAUGGUAUGCCGAGGAAGCACAGCAUCAAUACGGAAAGGAGCCCACCACCCUAAAAACUGGUCACUUCACUCAGGUCGUGUGGAGAGACAGCACGGAGUUAGGUGUUGGAAUGGCCAGGAAUCGUAACGGCGAAGUUUAUGUCGUCUGUAAUUAUAAUCCAGCUGGAAACUACCUAGGCAGUUUCACGCAGAAUGUUUUACCACCCGGAGGCUCGAGUCCUAGCAAAAAGAUCAGCUUCUUAGAUCCUAAGCCACAUUACACGUUAGAUGAACAAUCAUGGCAACAAGAGGCUUUGCUCGUUCAUAACGAGUACAGAAGGAGACACCGUGUACCCGACUUGAGGUUGAGCUCGGAACUAACCUCUGCUGCUAAGGCGUGGGCGAACACGUUGCUGAACACGAACAAGCUGAUUCCGCAGUCGACGUCUCCGUACGGGGAGAAUAUCUACUCGAUGCAAUGUUCCGAUCCUAAGUUGAUCGUACCGGCACGGGAAGUUGUUUCGAAGUGGUAUUCGGAGAAGAAGGAUCACAAGUAUGGCACAGAGCCAAAGGUCUUAAAUACAUGCCAUUUCACACAGAUCAUUUGGAAGAACACCACCGAGAUGGGUAUAGCGAUGGCCAAAAGAGACGGAACCUGCGUGGUAGUAGCAUGUUACCAUCCGAGGGGUAACAUCGUUGGUCAGUUCACGGAGAAUGUGUUGAAACCCGCGAAAACUCACUAGAUAGUCCAUUAGACGGAUUUAUCCAUACCUGUCGAUAAUGUAUUUAAACGCUGUAUUUAUAAUAUCAUGCAUAGCGACAAUACGCAUAAUAUAUGUAUAUAUAGCAACACAGAUGUGCAUACACGUAGAAUAAAAGAAAACAUUCCACGAA
Molecule: messenger RNA, 1234 nt
Organism: Eufriesea mexicana
Lineage: Eukaryota; Metazoa; Arthropoda; Insecta; Hymenoptera; Apidae
Exons: 6
Coding region: 1-1083 (360 amino acids)
Cellular component (GO): extracellular region
Source: RefSeq, a predicted model, not a curated record